This is a messenger RNA of Anolis carolinensis (green anole), 11522 nucleotides long. It is a transcript of the gene znf532, whose product is annotated as zinc finger protein 532. The transcript has 9 exons. Bases 1303 to 5196 code for a protein of 1297 amino acids. The record is from RefSeq and is a predicted model, not a curated record. Lineage: Eukaryota; Metazoa; Chordata; Lepidosauria; Squamata; Anolidae.
UUUUUGAGUAUGAUCAUUAUCACAAUAGCAUGGCGAUGACAUGUAUGCAAAGCCUGAAUGCAGUUUGUGAUUCCAGAGCCAGGCACAGGGGCUAAAUUAGGCAAAGAAAUGCUAUUAAACCCAUCCAGGUUUUCUAAGAUUAAAGGUGUCGCUUAUAAAGGCUUAUUCGUGGCCAGACUAGCAAUUUUAGCUGCCUUUGUGUGGGAUACCUUAUAGGCAGACAUGUCCUCCUUAUGGUGAAUCAGAAGGGAACAGGCCCCCACACGGCAAUCAUAAAUUGUGGACCUUAUGACAGAAAGCUGAUUUGCAUUCCUUUGCAAUUAGCAGUUAAACUUGCAAAUAUGUUUAACUAUGUCUAUCUUAUCAUGAAAAAAAUAUUUUUUUACUCCACACAUGUAAACACAUCCUUGUCUUUUUUGUAAGUUACAGGAAAUAUGACCCAGAAUAAAUGAUUUUAUCCAGAUGGAAAGUCCACAUUAUGUCAAACGUAUUAUGUAUUUUGCAUGCACAACUGCAUUGUGGCAAAGGUUUUUGCAGUUCAGGGGAAGAGAUGCAUUUUAAAGGUUUUGUAGAACUCCAGUGGAUUACUAGUAGGAUAAAUUACAAUACAUGAGCAAUAAUGGCAUACAAAUAGGAAACCGGAUGGAGGCUGCAUCAGCUGGUAAGCAAUGUCUCCUUCUGACUCAGUGUUUCAGAACAUUAGGUGAUGGAUAAGGUUUGUUUUUCUUCUCUUAAAAAAUUACUUCGAUUCGAGCAGACAUUUUGCAUCUUUCAGUGAAGCUGGAGGCUCCAGAGAAAGGGAGUGGGGGAGGCAGGAGAGAAUGCAAUCAUGAAUGUGGCAAAGGAAAGAACAAAGGCUCUUAGAGAUUAUGUUGGAACACUAAACAUUUUUGCAUUGGGGAUUCUUUUGCUAUAAACUGCGACUUCCCAAAACAGGAAAUCGUCAGGAAUUCUGGGCUUUUUACGAGCAUUAUGUUACUAAAAUCCAGCCUGCUCCUAGCUGUCUUUGGUAAUAUACAUCUGCAGUCAUGAGGAAAUAUAAUAGAAAUAAAGAUGGAGGAUAAACAGGAGGAAAAUGGGUUCUGAUCCAGUCUGAAAUUUGGGUUGUCCAUUGUAUUCAGGCGGAAUAAAGUAGACAAUCUUAAAAGCCUUGGGAGUAUUUUGAUUGGGUAAGUUCCAUGGAGGCUGGUGACAGGCAGGGUUCGCUGCAUUUAGAGGGUGACACAAGCAUUAAGGAACCUCUUUAUUUCCUGAUUGUGCAGCAGAUGACACAAGAUUUACGUCUAAACAAUUAACGUGACCAUGGGAGAUAUGAAGACUCCAGAUUUUGACGACCUUCUUGCAGCAUUUGACAUUCCAGAUAUGGUUGACCCCAAAGCUGCUAUUGAAUCUGGACAUGACGAUCAUGAAAGCCACAUAAAACAGAAUGUGCAUCCUGACGAUGAUUCUCAUGCACCUUCAUCCUCUGAUGUUGGUGUAAGUGUCAUUGUAAAAAAUGUGCGGACUAUCGAUUCCUCUGAAGGAGCAGAGAAAGAUGGUCAUCAUUCCACAGGAAAUGGUUUACAUAAUGGUUUUUUAACUGUAUCGGCUCUGGAAGGUUAUAAUAAAGAAGACGGCAAGUCUCUCAAAGAUGAGGGUUCAGUUUCAGAGACUACACUCAAAGAGUCAGCUUUCAGCCAGUUUAGCCCUAUCUCAAGUGCAGAAGAAUUUGAUGAUGAUGAAAAAAUUGAGGUUGAUGACCCUCCAGAUAAGGAAGAUAUGCGUGGAAACUUCAGAGCUAAUGUAUUAACUGGAUCACUCUCUCAGCAUGAUUUUGAAAAGUUAAAAGUGCUUGGAGGAGAGAACCUGAUUAAACCUGGAGUUGCAAGUUCAGGUAAUGCUGAUAAAAACAAGGUUCUUAAAAGAGACUCUGAAGCAAACUCUACAUCUUUAGGUUUGUAUGAACCUUUUAAAGCAAGAAAACUAGAUGAUAAACUGAUUAAAGACAAUCCAGAAAAAUCACUUGAAAAUAGAGUACUGGAUGGAAAAAUAGGCACUGAAAAGGGCGACACAAAUCUUACCAGUGUUUCACAGUCUAAAGCAAAAUCAUCCUCAAAACUCUCCUCAUGUAUUGCUGCAAUUGCUGCACUUAGUGCUAAAAAAGCAGCAACGGACAUUGUUAGAGACCUGCAGUCAAAUUCAAGAGAACCUUCACCCUUACCAAAAGAUACAAAUGAAAGUCCUAGGGCCAUUGAUAAAUCACCUGAAUCUCAAAGUCUCAUUGACUGCACUAAAAAAUCAUCUGUGAAACAGCCAGACAGUCCCAGAAGUGUAUCGAGCGAGAACAGCAGUAAAGGGUCUCCACAAUCACCUGCAGGCUCAACACCAGCAAUUCCAAAAGUUCGCAUAAAAACUAUCAAGACUUCAUCUGGGGAAAUCAAACGAACAGUUACAAGAGUGUUGCCAGAAAUUGAUUUGGAUGGCACUAGAAAGCUAGAGCAAACAGCUUCCAUGGUGGCUUCCGUAACGUCAUUGUUGUCUUCUCCAACUUCUGCUGCUGUCCUGUCUUCUCCCCCAAGAGCACCACUCCAGUCAACGGUCGUCACCAAUGCGGUUACUUCUGCAGAGCUCACUCCAAAACAGGUCACCAUUAAACCUGUGGCUACUGCUUUUCUUCCAGUAUCGGCUGUUAAGACAGCAGGAUCCCAGGUUAUCAACCUGAAGCUUGCUAACAACACUACAGUGAAGGCCACAGUAAUAUCUGCAGCAUCGGUGCAAAGUGCCAGCAGUGCCAUUAUCAAAGCUGCCAACGCUAUACAGCAGCAGACUGUUGUGGUGCCAGCAUCCAGCCUUGCCAGUGCAAAACUUGUGCCAAAGACUGUCCAUCUUGCCAACCUUAAUCUACUGCCUCAAAGUGCUCAGACCACCUCUGAACUCCGCCAAGUGCUCACCAAACCUCAGCAACAGAUCAAGCAGGCAAUAAUUUCUGCAGCAGCUUCACAGCCUUCCAAAAAAGUAUCCCGAGUCCAGGUGGUCUCGUCUCUACAGAGCUCUGUGGUCGAAGCUUUCAACAAGGUGCUCAGCAGUGUUAACCCUGUCCCCAUUUACAUCCCAAACCUUAGUCCUCCUGCAAACACCGGCAUCACUUUACCCACACGUGGCUAUAAGUGUUUGGAGUGCGGGGAUUCGUUUGCUCUUGAGAAGAGUCUGGCACAGCAUUACGAUAGAAGAAGUGUGCGCAUUGAAGUCACCUGCAACCACUGCACAAAGAAUCUUGUUUUCUACAACAAGUGCAGCCUUCUCUCUCACGCGCGGGGACACAAAGAGAAAGGGGUGGUAAUGCAGUGUUCCCAUUUGAUUUUGAAACCAGUUCCAACAGAUCAAAUGAUAGCUUCUUCUACAGGUAAUGCUUCUGUUACAGCAUCCAUUCUUCAGAGCUCCAUUAUGGGCACUCACACUAUAACAAAGAUACAGUCUGGCAUAACUGGGACAGUCAUAUCGGCUCCCGCAAGUACUCCUGUUCCUCCAGCAAUGCCUCUAGAUGAAGACUCAUCAAAGCUAUGCAGGCAUAGCCUCAAGUGUUUGGAAUGUAAUGAAGUUUUCCAAGAUGAGACAGCUCUAGCGACACACUACCAGCAGGCCGCGGAUUCAAGUGGACAAAAGACCUGCAGUAUAUGCCAGAUGUUGCUUCCAAACCUCUGCAGUUUUGCAUCGCAUCAGAGAAUUCAUCAGCAUAAAUCUCCAUACACUUGUCCUGAAUGUGGUGCAAUAUGUCGGUCGGUGCACUUCCAGACCCAUGUCACAAAGAACUGCCUCCAUUACACCCGAAGGGUUGGCUUUCGAUGUGUUCACUGUAACGUAGUCUACUCGGAUGUGGCUGCUCUCAAAUCUCACAUUCAAGGCUCUCACUGUGAAGUCUUCUACAAGUGUCCGAUUUGUCCCAUGGCGUUCAAGUCAGCACCGAGUACACAUUCCCAUGCAUAUACGCAACACCCUGGGAUCAAGAUCGGGGAACCCAAAAUCAUAUACAAGUGUUCUAUGUGUGACACGGUGUUUACCCUGCAACCUCUGCUAUAUCGCCACUUUGAUCAACACAUUGAAAACCAGAAGGUGUCUGUCUUUAAGUGUCCAGAUUGCUCUCUUUUAUAUGCACAGAAGCAACUUAUGAUGGACCACAUCAAGUCUAUGCACGGGACACUGAAAAGCGUUGAAGGGCCACCAAACCUGGGUAUCAAUUUGCCACUGAGCACAAAGCCCACCACACAGAACUCAGUCAGCCACAACAAAGAGGACUCCAAGUCUGUUAACGGAACAGAAAAAACAGAGAAGAAGUCUCCCUCUCCUGUGAAGAAGGCAGAUCCCAAAAAGGCACCCAACCCUGGCUGGACAUGCUGGGAAUGUGAUCGGUUGUUUACCCAGAGAGAUGUUUACAUAUCCCACAUGAGGAAAGAACACGGAAAGCAAAUGAAGAAACAUCCUUGUCGACAGUGUGACAAAUCUUUCAGUUCAUCGCACAGCCUUUGCCGUCACAAUCGAAUCAAGCACAAAGGCAUUCGGAAAGUUUACACCUGCUCGCAUUGCCCAGAUUCAAAGCGUACUUUUACCAAGCGAUUGAUGUUGGAAAAACACAUUCAGUUGAUGCAUGGCAUUAAGGAGCCUGAUGUGAAAGAGUUUGUAGAAUCAACCAACCUAGGAGAAAGUGCAGUGAAAGAAGAUGCCAAGGUUCCCAGUCCAAAGCGUAAACUGGAGGAGCCUGUGCUGGAAUUCAGGCCCCCUCGAGGCGCCAUCACCCAGCCGCUAAAGAAACUGAAGAUCAACGUUUUUAAAGUUCACAAAUGUGCGGUGUGCGGCUUUACAACAGAGAACCUUCUCCAGUUCCACGAACAUAUUCCCCAGCACAAGUCUGAUGGCUCGUCUUACCAAUGUCGGGAAUGUGGUCUCUGUUACACCUCCCACGUAUCUCUCUCCAGGCACCUCUUCAUUGUGCAUAAGCUGAAGGAGCCACAGCCGGUCUCGAAACAGAACGGAUCUGGGGAAGACAGUCAGCAAGAGAACAAGCUCAGCCACGAAGAGGCGUCCCUAAACAAUGCCGUAUCCGACAGGAAGUGCAAAGUUUGUGCAAAGACCUUUGAAACUGAAGCUGCCUUAAACACCCACAUGAGGACACAUGGGAUGGCCUUUAUUAAAUCCAAACGAAUGAGUUCAGCUGAAAAAUGACUCUCCCAUCCCAUAUGUGUUUUCCAAAAGCAAAAAAGCCUCACUACAGUUGGUCCUCCACAUUUGCGGGUUUAAAUUUUCCAGAUUUGAUUAUUUGCAGAUUUGGUUAAUAUGUUCUCUCUAGGAAUCUCUAGAUCUUCCAGCAUGCCCAUAGAAUUGCACUGGAGAACCUAGAUAUUGCUAGAGAGAACACUUCUUUAGGCAAUUGUAGGUCCUCCAACAUGAUUCUGUGGUCGACAUCCAGGAGACAUGGACCACAUGGUCAUGCUGGAGGACCUAGGGAUUCCUAAGGAGGUGUUCUCUCAGGUUAACAAAAAUAGGAUUUUUAAAAACAGUUUUUCCACUUUCGCAGAGCUCCUGCACCCCUAACUGCAGCGAAUGUGCAGACUGUCCUCCAGAACAGAAUUACCCUUCUUCUCUUUUUCUCAUUUUUUUUUUCAGUACAGAAUAUUUCCCACCCCACUCAAUAGAAUUAACAGUUCUUCUUUAAACUGUUGCAAUAUAUACUCAUAGGAUUUUUCCUGACCUCAUCACUAUAGAUAAAGAUAUACACACACAUGUACAUAUACAUACACAGACAUAUAUUUUUUAAAAAUACUCAAAACAGCAUUAAGUGAAGCAGUAUUUGAGUUGAAACAGAGUUUGUAUAUAUUUAAACGGAUAGUUUUUAUACCCUUUGUUAUGUGUUCGUAUUGGUACUUGACGGGAAUUCCUAGUUGGCUUUUUUGUCAGUCUUUUUUGUUGUUGUCUUUUCUAACUGCAGAUUUGUUUUCCUACAAAUUUGUUAUAUUGCUUCAUGGGUCAUUCUGUUCUGAUGUUAUGUAAAGGAGCAUGGAGGCAUAAUGUCUUCCUGUAUUUUCUUUCCCUAGCAUACUGACUGUGUCAGGAACUUGAGCUACACAAUUCCUUCAUUUGCCAGUGCCAUCCUUCUUAGAAACAGGGUGAUGCUGAACUGUAUAUGUCACCAUUCUUUCUGGUGAAAACUAAAGUCAAAUUACCAGAGUCAUGUGGACUGUUGUACUCCAGGCUGGCUCAUACAUCUCUAAACCAGAAAGAGCACUGAAAUGUCAACUAAUACUUGUGUCAGAUGAAACAGUAAGGCGAAGAAUGCAAAAAGAUAAAUUAGAAGCAUGUAUUUGGGGUUUUCUUGAAUGAUCAUGCAGACUUGUUCCUCACCUAGUACAUUUAUAGAUUCUUAUGACCAGAAGGAUUGGGGAUCAUUUGAUUCUAAUGCUUUGAAUAAAAAGUAUCGGUGCUUUUUUCUCUCCAUGUUAAUAUUAGGGAAGGAGGCAUCUCUUGUACACACAGAUUGCAGUGGCUGUACCAGCCACAAAGAUAAUCUCCUGAAUGAAAGUCUCACAGAAUUAGUGGGAGCUGCAGAAAAGCACAAGUCUUCUUUUCUGCAGUGCUUGUGCAAGAUAAAUGUCUUGUUUGUAUGUAAGCAUCAUGUUCCUUAGUUCCCCUCCAUUGCACUUUUGAAAUAGGUCACUCCUGCACAUAUUUCAGUAUUUUCUGUAAAAUGAAAUUCAGGAUUAAUUUUAAUGUGUACUAUACGGUACAUAAUUUUAGUGUUACAGAGAGAAAUUCCACAGUGAAAUAUUUCUGCACACUUCACUGGUUGCAUUAGGUGGUGGGAGGCCACCAAAUGAUGCUAAAUCAGAUGUUCUUAGACUCAAGAUCAUGUCAAAAAAUCAUAGGAACUUGCCUUAAACUCCCGGGUCAGAUUAUUUGUCCAUCUAACCCACUGUUGUUUGUCUUCUUUGACUGACAGCAGUUUUAUACUCUUAAGGAUUUGAAACUGGAACCUUUUGCAUGCAAGUCAUUUGCUCUCCCAUGCACAGUUAGCUUGGAGCACGUGUUCAAAGGGACACUUUUGUAUAAAACACAAGCAGUAUUUUGGGAAGCAUGUAAAACCAGGAUGGAGAAUGUCUGGGUUUUACAUGUCCCACCAAACCUAUUUUGGUGGCUUCAGGGGCCCAGUAGCCUGCACAAAACGUAGAUUGGAUAAAGAAAGUAAUCUUUAUUCCAAAUGACCCCAUGCACUCUGUAGGUAGGGGGUCAGGAGAAAUCUUUGCCCUACAUUUUUAAAAAUAAAAUGAACACUUUCCAUAUGAUAACAGAAACAGAACUGGUUGUAUACAGUAAGUGGGAUACAGAUAGAAUUGAAAGGAGUAAUUUAAGCAGUGGGGUCUGUGACUCUAUGCUAGUAACAGUGAAUCCACAAAUUCACUUAUCCAGGCUAAGAGAUAAGUGGUCUCUUACAGCAGUGGUUUUCAACCUGUGGGUCCCAAGAUGUUUUGGCCUCCAACUUCCAGAAAUCCUAACAGCUGGUACACUGGCUGGGAUUUUUGGGAGUUGUAGGUCAAAACAGCUGGGGACCCAAAAGCUGAGAACCACUGUCUUACAGACACCGAUUUUUGGGGGGAAGCCCUGUAGCAUAUCAUGGAAAACAGGUGGUAUGGCUGUUUUCUUAUAUUUUCCAGCUCUGGAGUUACAUGGAUUUUUUAUCUGUCCUUAAAGCCAUUUAAGGUUUGCAAUUGUUCAUGAAUAUGUAUGAACAAUUGUGAAUUGGUUCAAAAAGAUAUCCCUAAAUUUGCCAUCCAGUGUGUUUCAACCACCUGUUACUUUCACAGUCUUUUAGCUACUCACUUCCGUUCUGCUUUGAAUUCAGUGCUGUAUUCAGAUACUAGUUUAAUUUCCUCCCAAUCUAGUGGCCUCAAUUAAGCAAGGAGCCUCUAAAACUACUGACUGUCGCGUUUAUCUUGUUUUAGUCUCCCGGAUUCUAUAGAUGAGGCAGGGAUUCAAGCACGUUUAAGUGGUUCUUGAUAACAGAAUUGAAAUAUAUGUUACCGAGGUGAUGUAAAGAUAGAUUUCUACUUCAGAAGGAUGAACAUUUUUUAAAAAAAGGAAAAGACAGACUGACACAAUUACAUGUAUAUGUCAAGCAUGUAUCACAGAAGGAUCAUUGAGAUAAGAAUAACUAGGCACUUUAAAUGCAAAAGGAUUCAAUAGAGGAAUAAUAUUUGUCUUUGCAAAAAAAAUGUAAUUUCUGUUUUGUUUUUAUAUCUAGUGUACAACUCAAACAUUCCAUAGAAUGCUGAAAUUUUCUGAAUGAUUCUGUUGGGAGUGUUUCUAAAUGUUCCUGUAUGGCAACGGGUUGAACUGGGAGGCCCUUGUAGUCUGUGACUCUAUGCUAGUAACAGCUUGAAGACAGGGAUUGGCAACUUGCAACUUUGGGUGCAAGGAAUUGUCAAAAAGAACAAUUUUUCAAUUGAAAAAGCCUCAAUGAUAAGAUAAAUCAAAUCAAUGUGUGAAAGCAGCAUGCACUUUGUUUACUAAUGUUCCAUGAAUCCCCUUGAAAGCACCGUUAGGGAUGAAAACUGGGCAUGCACUCCCAAAAGCUUUGUGUUGAAAGGGAAUUGUCACUUUUUGCAACUACAGAUCUAGUAAAUUUCAGGUGUUGGGGACUGUUUGGCAGUGAGUUGUUUCUGAUAUGUCUCAUUCACUCAUUUCUGACUUAUGGCAGAGCUUUGUUGCUGUGAUUUGUUCAGAGGUGAUUUACCAUGGCCUUCAUCUGAGAAAGUAUCACUUGCCGAAGGUCACCCUGUGGGUUUCCAUGACUGAGAAGGUAUACAAACAUUGGUCUCAUUUUUAAAAAAUUAAUUAAACAAACCCUGGUCUCCCAGAGUCAUAAUUUGGAACUCAAACCAUUGCCUCUAGCAGGGAGAUGCUACCAUAAAAACAAGGGGAUGAAUGUAGGCCACAAACCAUGUGUGGCCCACUCAUGUUUUAUACAGAGUGUUUCAGAUAAAUAUUUUCAGUUAUCCUUAAAUAAUUUCCAAAAAUUAGACCAGUAUUAUUAUAUUUACAUUAUAAAUUAGGGUUGGGGUACGAUGCAGAGACCCCAGAAUGAGUUCAUAGUUCAAAGAAAAAUCAAAGCUAGGAUUUCCAGUUCAUGCUCUUGACCAGGCAUGGCCAAACCUCGACCCUCCAGGCAUUUUGGACUUCAACUCAGUAGGCUGUUAGGAAUUGUGGGAGUUGAAGUUCACCUGGAAGGCUGAAGUUUGCCCAUGCCUGCUCUUGACUCAUGACAGUGCAUCAGCUCAUACCUGUCUUGGAUUAUACUGACAGUAUCAUGGGACAAAUAGUAUUAUCUUAGUCCUUUCAAAUGUAAUGUAGCCCUCAGAAUUCUAAAUAAAAAUACAAUAUAUGGGUUUUUAAUCAUUGCUAGGCUUACUAAGAAAAGCUUCCAUUUUUUUUACUGCCAUUUUAAAAAAAAGAUAAUACUUACUAGAUCUUAUGGUUAUGACUGUUGGUGUAGUGAAGAGCUAAAGAUCGUCCAGGCUGAUUUUUCACACUAAAGCAAUGUACACAGAUGGCUUCCUGAUACAUAAGUUUCCUAUAUAGGUUUAGCAGAUGGCCUGUCAAUUGCUUCUUCUUAAGCUAUCGGAUGUGGGGGAACCAACAGUUUCCUCCCAAAUGUUCCAGGGAGCAGAACCUUCUUUAUGUCUCUUGGUUACAAUUGCUUCUUUCUUUCCAGGACACUGUCCACAGACUGGCAAAUGAUGGCUCAAGAGGUCAAUGGUGGUCCUCGGACCACCAGUUUGAGUAGCAUUGAUCUGUCAUCUUCCUUUUAUGGGAAUCAUCACAUGGGCAGUAGCCAUGACCUGGAGUCUCUCCAAUUAUACAUUUAAUCAAACAGUUACUUUAUUUUAUCUUGCCUCUCUCUCAAGAAAGGCAGCUUUUUCAAGGAUGGAAACCAAGGAGACUUGCAGGAUAAAAUAAAUGCAAAUAAAACCACGUGUAGCUAAGAAGCUGAAGAUUGUUUACGUUGGGCAGGGGCGGCCCCUUUUUUUUCUACAAAGGGAAAGGCUCCAAAGGGAAUUCUUAUUUGAUUCAAAAAUCUUUCCUUGAUUUGUUAAGGGAAACAUGGUGCUUGUAUAAACACAGCAGUAUAUCAGUUUACAUCAAAACUAUUGGAUUAGGCUGAAUGUUGUCAAACGACAUCUUUAUUGGGUGUCUUACUUGUAAUGCUAUUCCUCUCCAAACAUAAAUAUAGGUUGUAUACCCCUUAUAUGAAAUGCUUGGGACCAGAAGUGUUUUGGAUUUUGGAUUUUUUUUCAGAUUUUGGAAUACCUGUAUUGCACACACAUGCAUAAUGAUAUAUCUUGGAGAUGGGAUCCAAUUGUAAACAUGAAAUUCAUUUAUGUUUUGUAUACACCUUUACACAUAGCCUGAAGGUAUUUUAUAAACAAUGUUUUUAACUAUUUUGUGCAUGAAACAAAGUCUGUGCACAUUGAACCAUUAGAAAGUAAAGAAGUCUCCAUCUCAGCCAGCCAUGAGGACAAUUUUGCAGUCUCUCAAAAUUUUGGAAUUCCAGAUGAGGAAUGUUCAACCUGUUUAUUGCUUUUGAUAUGUAUUUUCAAAAUACUACCAGUUUCCUCAAUGUGAUAUUUGGUGCUUUUUGGUGGUGGUGGUAGGGAACAUCUCAAAAUGUACCUACUGUCACUAGUUAAUAAUUAAUUUAGGGGGUCUAGAAAAGGUACCAUAUGCUGCCCUUUUAACAUGAAAUCCUUUCAAUAUUUGGAGGUGAUGUUGUUAUUUUGCUUUUAUGUCGUAUAUCUGUUCCCUAAACAUUUUUGUACUUUUUUAGAAAUGGAAAAUAAUCUUGUGUAAUUAUGUAUGUAUGUAAAUAUGUAUAGGGAGACAAAAAGAUGCCUGCAUGUUUAUACCUCUAGUAAACGUUCCUUUCUGAAAAACCAAGGGGAGAUUUUGCUGCUCUCAGAUGUUACACAUUUUGUCCAUAGUUAUUGUAUUAAACACAUUUCACAUGUAAAUAAAUGUGGGGCAAUGUAUUUUGCUUUUAUUGCCCUGAAAGAAUUAUAAAAUUCUGUAUUUAUUGACAAAUUAUUCGUCAUCCAUUUUAAAGAGAGGAGAUACUGAUCUUGUAAAGACUUUGUCAAAAACAAGACGUUCUUGCUGUCUUGGGACAUUUUUGGCUCUUUGUUUCACAGAUGGUGACUUGUGGUUCUUCCCAUUCCUGCCCCUACUAUUUGUAAUCAAAUAUUGGAUGAUUAAUGGAGAAUUUCUGGAUUCCUGCAGCUGAAUAUUUCGGUUCCUGUUACACUUCUGUCAGUGAUGUAUACUAGCUUAUCACUGCCUUUAAAACAAAAAGAAAACUGUGUACCUCUGAAAGCCUCAUGCUCGUUGAUGUGCACUUUUUGACUUGUAUAGCCAAAUGGGCAUCACUAUGCGGGGAUGGUUGGUUUGGGUUUCUUUUGUACAGAGGGAAUGAAAUAAUAAAAGUUACCUUUUUAUUACAGGCA